AUGAACAAUGCCUCCAUUUCAUGGUCCGAAUUCAAGGAGCUGCGGUCACCCAUACACUCGGCACUCGAAGAGUCCUUCAACUUGCCCUGCCUAGAGCAACAGGGCCCGCCCUUUACCCGGCCAUUUCUUUAUUUAGCAGCGGCUUUGGUACAAGCUAACAAGCCCAAGGAUGAGAAUACUGCCAUCAUCAAUGCUAUCGGAGAGCUCCUGAAAGACGCCCGGGCUUUCCAGAAUAAGUGCGUUUAUGAAGACCCAGAGGUCCAGCACACAGGACACGAAUGGCUGAGGUCUAUUGGUCGAUGA
This is a messenger RNA of Penicillium robsamsonii, 303 nucleotides long. RefSeq lists its product as uncharacterized. NCBI's taxonomy places the organism in Eukaryota, Fungi, Ascomycota, Eurotiomycetes, Eurotiales, Aspergillaceae. The transcript has a single exon. Bases 1 to 303 code for a protein of 100 amino acids. The record is from RefSeq and is a predicted model, not a curated record.